AUGCAUAGGAAGUUGAUAUUGGCGUUAAUUUGUCAGGCUAUAGUCCCCGUAAUCACCAUUGUAGUCCCAUUCUCGAUUCUCGCUUUAUUGUUGGUGUUAGGCGAAACAUUACCACAAGAAGUUCUCAACGCCAACAGCAUCAACGUCACCUUGCAUGGGAAAGUCUGUUCCAUUCUCAUCAUUGCACUCACUCAACCGUAUCGAAAAUUUUUCCUUGAUCAGCUUAAACAAGUGCUAAAG
Molecule: messenger RNA, 240 nt
Organism: Mesorhabditis belari
Lineage: Eukaryota; Metazoa; Nematoda; Chromadorea; Rhabditida; Rhabditidae
Source: the annotation of a GenBank genome assembly